Cylas formicarius (sweet potato weevil) is the source of this 1888-nucleotide messenger RNA. RefSeq names its product nucleolar protein 58. The record is from RefSeq and is a predicted model, not a curated record. NCBI's taxonomy places the organism in Eukaryota, Metazoa, Arthropoda, Insecta, Coleoptera, Brentidae. Gene Ontology annotation, cellular component: small-subunit processome; box C/D methylation guide snoRNP complex. Gene Ontology annotation, molecular function: snoRNA binding. The coding region runs from base 105 to 1826 and encodes 573 amino acids. The transcript is spliced from 5 exons.
CCUUUUUCUUUAAAUUCGUAUGUUGAGGUUUGAAAAGUUUUAUUUUUUUUAUGAAACUGCCCGGUUAUCAAUCUAUGAAGUAGUUUCCCACACCAUUUUGAAAAAUGUUGGUGUUGUUUGAAACGCCGGCGGGCUAUGCGAUUUUUAAACUCCUCGAUGAGAAAAAGCUAGAAAAAAUAGAUAGUUUGUAUCAAUCUUUCAAUUCACCAGAAGCCGCUAACCAAAUUGUCAAAUUAAAACAUUUUGAAAAGUUUGCUGAUACAACUGAAGCUUUAGCUGCCACCACUGCCGCCGUAGAAGGAAAACUAUCAAAGAGCCUCAAGAAACUGCUUAAGAAGUAUGUAAGUGACGAAUUGCAGGAAAAACUCCUUGUGGCAGAUGCGAAGUUAGGGUCAGCCAUAAAGGAGAAAACAAACUUGCAAUGCCUUUCAAACAACUCAGUUCAGGAAUUGAUGAGAUGCAUCCGUUCGCAACUCAACAACCUCAUGUCUGGUUUUCCAGAAAAAGAAAUGACCGCAAUGGCUUUGGGUCUAGCUCAUUCUUUGUCACGGUACAAAUUAAAGUUCUCUCCAGAUAAGGUUGACACUAUGAUAGUGCAAGCUGUGUCACUUCUGGACGACUUGGAUAAGGAGCUGAAUAAUUAUGUAAUGAGAUGCCGGGAAUGGUACGGUUGGCAUUUCCCUGAAUUAGGGAAGCUCAUAACUGACAACAUAACCUUUGCUAAAGUGGUAAAAAUUAUUGGUAUGAGGGAACAAGCUUCGUCGUCUGAUCUGUCAGACAUUUUGCCUGAAGAAGUGGAAGAAAAAGUGAAGGAAGCAGCUGAAAUUUCAAUGGGCACAGAAAUAUCAGACGAAGACAUUUUCCAUAUAAUAAAUUUGUGCGACCAGAUCAUCGAUAUGACUAACUACAGGACGCAGCUUUAUGACUAUCUCAAGAGUCGUAUGAUGACUAUCGCGCCCAAUUUGACAGUUUUGGUCGGCGACUUGGUCGGUGCCAGAUUAAUUUCACAUGCAGGGUCAUUGAUUAAUUUGGCUAAGCACCCGGCGUCCACAGUUCAAAUUUUGGGAGCCGAAAAAGCAUUGUUCAGAGCUCUGAAAACCAAGAAGGAUACUCCCAAGUACGGUUUGAUCUACCAUGCACAGUUGAUCGGGCAAAGCAGCACAAAAAAUAAAGGGAAAAUGGCGAGAAUGUUGGCGGCGAAAGCAGCGCUAGCGACGCGGGUGGACGCCCUCGGCGACGACGAAAAAAGCUUCAAUUUAGGCGCUGAACACAAGGUAAAACUUGAAGCCCGGCUAAGGAUAUUGGAGGAGGGCAAUAUUAGAAGAAUCAGUGGGACAGGUAAGGCGAAGGCGAAGUUUGAAAAAUACCAAGGUGUAAGCGAAAUCAAGCAAUAUCCGGAUGCCGCCGACUCCACUCUACCCUCAACAAGCAAGAGGAAGCGGUCUGAGUCCGAAGGCCAGUCGGCCACUCUAAAACUAGAGGAAGAAGAAGCGGUCGUAAAACAGGAGGGCUCGGAAAAGAAAAAGAAGAAGAAAAAACCAGAGGUUAAGGAGGAACUACCAGCUGAAACUGUGGAAAGCGAGGGCGCAGUCGAUGAACAGACGCCUAAAAAGAAGAAGAAAAAGAUAAAACAGGAGGUCCAGGAAGUCGAAGAAGUGAAAGAGGAGGUUGAAGAGCCUACGCCCGAGAAAAAGAAGAAGAAGAAACGGGCUAAGCAGGAAGUCGAUGUGCAGGCGGCUGAGGAGGCCACUGAAGCGCAAACCUCUGAAGUUGUAGAAAAAAAGAAAAAGAAGAAGAAGAAAAAUUCGGAUAAUGACGCCAAUUAAGAAAAUGAUUUGAAAUAUAUCCAGUAAAGGUCUACUUUAUAAAUAUAUGAUUAAAAAGAUGA